CUGGAUGAUUUUGACCGACGGAUUUUUAUAAGAUCCGAUUCCGAUCUCCUGCCGGAAUUUUUGGUCCGGAGUCCUGGACGGCUCUUCCUCACCUCCGAUAAUCUCGAGGCUAUUUCCUGUCCUUUCUUCUUCGUCUUCUCCUCUGGUUUGAUCCAAACAAAUUGCCAAUAAUGGAGCAGCACAAAGUCAAUGAAAACCAAGCGGAGCCGCCGAAGCAAUUAUCGUCGCAGAUUAACCAUGAGCAGCAGCAGCAGCGGCAUCAGCAAUCCGCCUAUCACUCCACCGAUUACGCUCCGUACCCUAAGCUAGACCCCGAGGACGUUGCUCCGCCUCCCGAAAACUGGACAUCCGUCUCCGUGGGAGCCGAAUCGCAGCCGAAUACUGGUCCAGCUCCGAUCGAAGGCAGCGCAGCCACCACCAUGCCGGUUGAGUCCAAUCCCUAUGUUUCGGCUUCACCGGCUCAAUCGUCCUCUAUGAAGAGUAAAGUUGAUUCAGUCAAGGAUGUGUUAGGGAAAUGGGGAAAGAAGGCAGCGGAGGCCACGAAGAAGGCUGAAGAUCUUGCUGGAAACAUGUGGCAGCAUUUGAAAACCGGGCCUAGUUUUGCUGAUGCUGCUGUGGGAAGAAUUGCUCAUAGCACAAAAGUCCUUGCUGAGGGUGGUUAUGAGAAGAUCUUUCCACAAACAUUUGAGACUGUUCCGGGGGAGAAGCUUCUGAAGACAUAUGCUUGCUAUCUUUCAACAUCUGCAGGUCCAGUUAUGGGAGUCUUGUAUUUUUCCACCGCAAAACUUGCAUUUUGUAGUGACAAUCCUCUUUCUUACAAAGUUGGUGAAGAGACACAGUGGAGUUAUUAUAAGGUGGUUAUUCCACUACAUCAGCUGAGGGCAGUCAACCCAUCAACAAGCAGAGCCAAGCCAACUGAGAAAUACAUCCAAGUUAUAUCAGUCGACAACCAUGAAUUUUGGUUCAUGGGUUUUGUGCAAUAUGAUAAUGCUGUGAAAAAUCUUCAAGCAGCAUUACAGCCCCACAACUCGUAAUGUGCUCGGAUCAAACACUACUUCAAGUCCCCAAAAGGUGCAUCACAUCACCCGCAACUGUACGUAGAAAAUAUACCUGAGAUAAUAUAUGCAUGUUAUUCAUUGAUUUUAUUUGCAGGCACCGUGAUAUUCCUAUUUUUUCAUUUUGAACUCAAUAUUUGCUGGCAGAUAUUUCUGAGCUAUUUAUGUUUUUGUACAUUACAUUGCUAUUGAGAGAUGAAAAUAUGUUGGUAUUGUUAAAUGGUGAUCAUAGAAUUAUUGAU
Messenger RNA from Rubroshorea leprosula, 1297 nucleotides. The record is from the annotation of a GenBank genome assembly. Lineage: Eukaryota; Viridiplantae; Streptophyta; Magnoliopsida; Malvales; Dipterocarpaceae.